This is a messenger RNA of Synchytrium microbalum, 2061 nucleotides long. RefSeq lists its product as uncharacterized. Bases 1 to 2061 code for a protein of 686 amino acids. The transcript has 6 exons. The record is from RefSeq and is a predicted model, not a curated record. Gene Ontology annotation, molecular function: phosphatidylinositol binding; ubiquitin binding; metal ion binding. NCBI's taxonomy places the organism in Eukaryota, Fungi, Chytridiomycota, Chytridiomycetes, Synchytriales, Synchytriaceae.
AUGUCCUCCUGGUUUGGCAACAAGACAUUUGAAGAACUCGUUGACCGAGCCACAUCAGAAAAUCUCCCUAUUGGAAGCGAAGAUUUGGCAUUGAAUCUCGAAAUCUGUGACAAGAUCAAAUCCAAAGAAGUCCAACCUAAAGAAGCGAUCAAACUACUAAAGAAGAAGCUGAAUCAUAAGAAUCCUAAUGUGCAGAUACUGACUAUUAAGUUGACGGAUAUCUGUGUCAAGAAUGGAGGAGAUCAUUUCUUGGCUGAAGUGGCGUCACGAGAUUUUGUGGAUAAUCUAGUGUCGAUUGUCAAGGCACCUUAUGGAACAAAUCCAGAAGUGAGAUCAAAGAUCCUGUCAUCGCUUCAAGUAUGGGGCUUGGCAUUCAAAGGAAAGCCUGGACUGACUUACAUGACGGAUACAUACAGUCGAUUAAAACUAGAAGGAUUGAAUUUCCCAUCCGUGGAAUCUACAGAAGUAUCAUCGAUCAUGGUCGAAACAGUCGCAGCUCCAGAAUGGACUGACAGUGAAGUCUGCAUGCGCUGUCGAACACCUUUCACAACAUUUAAUCGUAAACACCAUUGUCGAAACUGUGGACAAACGUUUUGUAGUCAGUGCAGCUCAAAGACUAUACCACUCCCACAUCUCGGUAUAACGCAAGAAGUACGUGUAUGUGAUGGAUGUGUGUCAAAACUCGGUACUGGUAAAACUACACCACCGUCAAUCGGGUCUCCCCCAUCGUCUCGAUCAGAACCUAUUUCUGCUGGUGGGAGGGGUAAUAUAGACGAGGUCGCUAAACGAGAACAAGAUGAAUUGGAAAAGGCUAUUGCCUUGUCGCUACAAGAGUCUGGCGGACAAGUACCUAAGAAGGUUGUCACGUUUACCGUACCAUCCAAGCCAGUCCCCAAAGCGAAUGCCGCUGAAGAUGACGAUGAGGAUUUGAAGGCUGCUAUUGCUGCAUCACUUAAAGAAACCAAGCAGCAGCAGGCUGCAGCAUCAUAUAAUCCGAGCGAAUAUUCCUUGUCGUACAAGAAUAAUCAACAACAGCCAACAGCAGAUUCAUUAAGUCGGCCAAUGUCCAACAUGUCUGUAUCUGCAGGUCCUUCGUCAUCUGUAUCGGUGAUUCCAUCAGCACCCAAUCCUCUAGAUUUGUCUAUUACCGAGUUGGAGAAUGUACGCUUGUUUUCGGAAUUGGUUGAAAGGACUGAUAUGGAUGUGCAGGCUCGUGGCCCUCAGGUGCUGAAUCCAGCUCAAAUUCAGGCACUAUUUGGUCACGUCGCACCUCUACAAGGAAAACUAGCCCGAUCACUAGAAGAAACACAUGAAAAAUACCGUACAUUCUAUGCUCUACACGACAAGGCAACCAACGCUAUUAAAUCAUAUGAUGCCAUGCUGCAAGAACGACUUGCAAUGCAUAAUCCACCUGAUGCUUACCCAUCUCAAUAUGGAUAUUAUGCUCCAGGAUCAGCUGCUGGAUAUCCUCAGCAAAUACAACAUCCGCAGCCACCACCACAACAACAUGAUCCAUCCAUGUAUCCACCAUCACAAGCACCAUAUGCAGGAUAUCAACAACAGCCUGGUGGGUAUGCAGCACCUCCGCAAGGGGGGUAUUAUCCACCAGAUGGCGUUGCUGUAGGAGUCCCACCAGAUCCAAAUAGUAUAGUAGGUCCGCCUCAAGGAAUUUCUCAACCACCACCGGAAUCAGCACAGCAACAACAACCAUAUUAUGCCAAUUAUACAGCUCCUCCACCUGCUGUGGGUAUAGUCGUAGCUGCUCCUCCACCAUCACAAUCAUCAUCGUAUACAUAUGCUCCACAACAGCAAAAUCCAGGAUAUAGCGGACCACUACAAUCUUCAUCGCCACCUCAAUAUCAACAACAAUUAGCAGCAGCAGGGCAGCCAAGUGGAUAUGCACCGGGUUAUGCACCUGGUUAUUCACAACAGAAUGCUGGAUAUCAACCACAACAACCAUAUCCUCAACAAGGUGGAUAUUAUCAGGCACCUCUACAACAGCAGCAACAGCAACAACCUCCAGCAGUAGUUGUGCCUGAAGCUCCAUUGAUUGAGCUCUGA